ACAACACUCACUAUAACUACAAUAUUGUAAAUAAUAAUAACAAAUAAUUGCCAAAACAUUUCAAAUAUUGUUUUUUCGCUGAAAUCUUCACACAAUUUAAUGGCAAAUCUUUUGUACAAAAAUCUGGGUUUUUAUAAGAUACCCGUAACGAAGACUUUGUUAUCAUCACUGGUGUUGAGUUGUGGCGCUCUUCAGGUGCCGGUCCUCACAGACUACAGACACCUCUUCUUCUUCAGCGUCGAUGACAUUCUCGUCAGACAUAAGUUAUGGCCACUGUUUGUAUCGAAGUUGGCAUUCAUUGACAUGAAAGACAUGUCAUAUCUGUUGACGUGUUUCACCAUUUCAUCGCUUCUGGAGUUGUGUUUAGUAUUGGCUUUGAAUGCAAUGAAUGUCACAAACAUUCAAUACCUAACGCCCGGACCAUUUAAUAUAAUAUUUGCACUUUUUGUCAACUAUUACGUGGAUAUCCCGGCCCUCAACACUACAUAUGUGUUGGGAAUUCCUAUUAAUACUAAAACAUUGACAUAUCUUCUCGGACUUCAGGCGAUGAUAUCGUCAAAUAGUAGUAUUGUUGGCGCGAUCUCUGGUAUCAUCACUGGUUUGAUCUGUCGAUGGAAUGUCUUCCGCGUCUGCGAUGUCAUCAAAAUUCCCAAAUCUGUGGCUUCGGGUGUGAGUCGACUGUUCGGUCGGCUGUUGUGUUCGGGACCGCCGGCCGAGAGUCCCAUACAAAUGGGCGCUACAUUUAAUAUAAUAUUUGCACUUUUUGUCAACUAUUACGUGGAUAUCCCGGCGCUUAACACUACAUAUUUGUUGGGAAUUCCUAUUAAUACUAAAACAUUGACAUAUCUUCUCGGUCUUCAGGCGAUGAUAUCGUCAAAUAGUAGUAUUGUUGGUGCGAUCUCUGGUAUCAUCACUGGUUUGAUCUGUCGAUGGAAUGUCUUCCACGUCUGCGAUGUCAUCAAAAUUCCCAAAUCUGUGGCUUCGGGUGUGAGUCGACUGUUCGGUCGGCUGUUGUGUUCGGGACCGCCGGCCGAGAGUCCCAUACAAAUGGGCGCUACGUUUGAGAUCCAAAGGCAACAACAGAUUGAAUUACUGGAACAACAAAUGCUAUUCAAUAGAUAUUCAGACAUUAAUACCAGAAAUGAUUUGAAUGUCAUUCCAAACCAACGAACAAAUGACUUAAGCGCUCAGACAUCGACUUCCAGUAAUUCAGAAGCAAUUGUGGCCACAAAUGCCGAAAGUGUGACCGCUUUGGUUGAGAUGGGAUUUAGCCGACAGAACGUGGUUCGAGCUCUGGAGCGGUCCAACAACGACAUGAAUUUGGCCACAAAUAUACUUCUCAGCGAAACAUAAAAUGUUAUUCAUUUAAAGGUUUUAUAUAAAUAUUUAUUUAAGUCUUAAAGACAGA
Messenger RNA from Medioppia subpectinata, 1408 nucleotides. The record is from the annotation of a GenBank genome assembly. NCBI's taxonomy places the organism in Eukaryota, Metazoa, Arthropoda, Arachnida, Sarcoptiformes, Oppiidae.